Danio rerio (zebrafish) is the source of this 2797-nucleotide messenger RNA. Lineage: Eukaryota; Metazoa; Chordata; Actinopteri; Cypriniformes; Danionidae. The record is from RefSeq and is a predicted model, not a curated record.
GUUUAAUAAUUCUGACUAUAACUUUAUUUACAUUAUCUAAUCAUUUGAUUACAUUUGAAGACUCUCUGACACAAUCUAUCAGAUGUAAUUAAUUCUCACACUGUAUUAACUGCACAUAAGGUUAUAACCAGGCUAUUACUUGAGCAUAUUUAAGAUGACUGGGCAUGUCUGCCACAAGCGCUUGGAAAUAUGUGACGUCACUCGCAGUAAGGUAAUUCCACAACGCUGUGACGCAACUGCCCUUAUUAGGACAGAUUCGUCAUACAACCGAUUAUAAGCUAAUACUAGGCCAGCGAAUGCCUGUUGCUCCACUGGCUGAAAAGUGCAUGGGCGGAACGGCAAUUUCAACACCGAGUAAUAAAGCGUAGCCAUGAUAAAUCCCUGCAAGUAGCUUUGGCUUUUCUCUCAAAAUAUCCGUCAACAUAUGGAGGAAAAUACCGUUUAACGUGGAUAUACAUUUGGUAUGGAGAUUUCUGAACGAACCUGCUUCUCUGAAGGCGAAAUAUCCAAUUCCAUCAGCCAGGUCGAAAUGCAGAGAUCCAAAAGCCCUUUUAUCGCCACGGUCAAUGCAGUCGCGUCGCGGCAGGAGCUGCGGUGGAUCAUCGAGCCGGUGAUGCAGAGUGAGAGCCUGGACCACAGCAAAGGAGAUGCACAGCUCAGUCUGGAUGAAGAGGAAAAGAGGAGACGGAGAAGAGAGCGAAACAAGAUGGCUGCUGCCAAAUGCCGCAACCGCAGAAAAGAGCUUACUGACCUUCUUCAGGAGGAAAGCGAGCGGCUGUACAUGGAGCAGGUCGGGCUGCAGAAGCAGGUGAGCAGCCUGCAACAGGAGAAGGAGCAGCUAAAAAUGCUGCUAGCAUCGCAUGCGUCCAUCUGCACACUGGACAAAUCUAUUUCCUUAGACAACUUUCAGUCGAAAGACAUCUUACCAUCCAGAACUGCAGUCACAAUAAAACAGGAGCCUCUGGAUGGCAUAAGUAUGUCAAGACAUUUUGGACUCCAGCAAGCAGUGGAACUGACAGAGGAAGGCCCUAAUUUACACUAAAGGCUGGUUUAAACUUGAGAGAUCACCAUGACCCACAGCGCAUGACUUGAGCGUAGUCGUGCAUUUAUACUUCUGCUUUCUUUUUGUGCUGCAAUAACACCUCUGAAACACUAGCUGGCUGCAGGUUUUUUAUGUUGCUCUGUGUCGAGUUUCUUUACGAGUUUCUUUUACUUUUCUGAACGCUACUUUAAUGUACAAGUAGCUAAAACUGACUUAUUAUGAGGUGGGAACCGGCGGACGUGCAACAACUUUAAUAAUUAGGUAAACACAAAAUAAAAGUUUCCAAAUGAAGCUCCUUCUUGGGACUAGACACUAGUAAACACUUGAUCCAAUGGGUUUGUUGAUUGGGUUUGUGAAGCUCUCAGCCCCACCCACACACAUCAGUGUAAUAAAGCCGAACGAUCCCAGAGCUUGCGCUACGGGUCUCACAACUAAAGUUACAUUUUAUGAGAGAUGUGCACCAGCAUCGGCGUCAGCCACAAUGAGGGGUAUGCAAACAUGUGAAGCCUGUGACGGACCAUACACAUGCGCUCAACGCAAAAGUAUAAAUCAGCUUUGAGGUGCCACUGGUUUACGCUGGUGUGCUUUAUUUUGAAAUGGUGUUUUAGAUUUAAAAUGUUUCCCUUCCAGGAAAUGAGAACAGAAUAUUGUGGAAAGUUUUAAAAAGAUGUUUUUUCAGCCGGUCUACAUUGAAACAGAACACCAGCAUUUAUAAAUAAAAACAUUUUUUUUUGGCAUUUUUGUAAUGCUACAUUUUUGUAGCGUUGAAGAUGCCUGAGUAGUGUGUAUGCAACCCAGGCUCAUUCUAGAAACGUAGCCCCGCGGACGUUUCUGGAGACUGUGAAAUACGUCCCGGGAGGUACGUAUUUGUGCAGUUUUUGUUUUCGCGAAUCCGUGAAAGGCCCCUGUGCACGCUUCUUCGCAUCUUAAAUGCCUCUCGCGAGCGUGCGGCAUUCACGCUCGCGCUGUUCUCGUGCAAAGCCACCAGAGGCCGCUGUCGAGCGACUGUCUGUCCGACUGACUGACUGAAUGAUUGACUGGGCGGCCGGCCAAUCGGCCGACCCACCCUCCUCCUCCUUCCCUAAAACCAAGCAACGAUUUACAAAAUCGUCCAGAAAAAGAAAAGCCCUCGUCUGAUUUUUACUGCGUUUUCUGAUAUCACCACAUCCUUGCCAUGAACUCGUUUGCUUUAUUUUUUGGAUUCUAUAUUUGCCUUACCUGAUUUCUGAAACCGCUCUUCCCUGGACUCGAACCUGAUCAUCGUCGCAGCAGUCAGCUCCCCUCCAGGUCUGCGCUCCACAGACCUGCACGACGAGCUAACCGGACAAACUGGUUGCAACUGGAAAGUGCUCCACACGGAGGUGAGCUGUCAGCCAGUGAGUGCGAAGAGGUGCAGCGUCAAACCAUCCUGUAGCGUUCGCUUGAAAAAAUUUAUUGCAGCCAUACGUAUCUCCGGUCAUGUAAAUCGCAGCCUCCAAAAACAUCCGCCAGGCUACUUUUUCAGAAUGAGUCUGGGUUGUGUGGAUGCCACAUAUAAAAAUAACAAAACUUGCACGUUUUAAAAUAAAUAUACAUUAGCAUAAAUGCCAUCUGUAAGGAAUCACACACUGGACGCUACACAAAGCUUCUUUUAAAAUUUUAUACAAUGUGUUUCUAUGAGGUAACACAUAUGGGAGGCACCAUUUUGCAUCUGUUUGCAUUGCUUACCAGGCAAGGCAAGUUUAUUUAUAUAGCACAUUUCAUACAUAAUAAUUC